GCGCACUUUGAUGCUUCUCCAGCUAGCUUAGCUUGCUAGUUAGCUUAGCUUGUUAGCUGCUAACAAAGAGAGAUGAAAACACAUCGCUAAGCAGAGAUCAAGUGUGAGUGUAAAGUGUUGUGAUUGUGUGAAAAUGUGCGAAAGAACCAUAGCAGAGUACGAGGAGGAACUUUGUCCAACAAAAGAGGAGAAGGAGCGACAACAUGAAAAACAUCAAGUUGUGUUACACACAACAGACAUCCAUCAGCUGAUUAGAAACCAAGAAGAAUGUCUCCCUCAUCUGCAGGGGGACGGUUUCACUUUAGAGGAUCCACAGCCCUCACAUUUUAAAGGGGACAAAGAGGGAGAGUGUCCUGUAGGGCAGGAGGAGGAUGAUGUCAGCAAGUUUCCACUGACUGUUGUCUCUGUGAAGACUGAAGAGCAUGAAGACAAAGCACCUGAGUCCUCACAGCUUCAUCACAGUCCAAACAUCCAGCAGCCCCCUCACAUGAACGAGGAAGAGGAGGAUCCACAGCCCACCCACAUGAAAGAGGAAGAGGAGGAUCCACUCAUGAAAGAGGAAGAUGAGGGAGAGUGUGUUGUAGGGCAGGAGGAGGAUGAUGUCAGCAAGUUUCCACUGACUGUUGUCUCUGUGAAGACUGAAGAGCAUGAAGACAAAGCACCUGAGUCCUCACAGCUUCAUCACAGUCCAAGUAAGCACAUAUCAUUUUAUUCUCAGGGCAUUCAAUCCAUCACAACUGGACUGUUCACUUUGUCUUAGAAGACUCAUCCAAGAAGGCUUCAUCACUUCAUGCUCAUACACUUCAAGUCUUAAAUCUAAUCCUUGGAAUUUAGAGGGGAACUGCACUUUUUUGGGGAAUUUUUUCUAUCGUUCACAAUCAUUAUAAAAGACAUGAUGGUGGAUAUAGUUAAAAAAAAAAAAUCACAUUCUAACUAGGGCUACUAUGGCUUUUUAUUAUUAUGUGGAUAUGUUUAGGCCAUGUCACAAUACACCAUAUAUAUGUGGAUAUGUUUAGGCCAUGUCACGAUACACCAUAUAUAUGUGGAUAUGUU
This is a messenger RNA of Nerophis lumbriciformis (worm pipefish), 1053 nucleotides long. The record is from RefSeq and is a predicted model, not a curated record. Lineage: Eukaryota; Metazoa; Chordata; Actinopteri; Syngnathiformes; Syngnathidae.